AUGCCUUCCAAGAAACCGUUCAAAGCCGUAAUUGUCGGCGGGAGCAUCGCCGGCCUGUCGCUAGCAAACAUGCUCCAGAAAAACGGCAUCGACUACGUCGUUCUCAAGGCUUAUCCCGACAUCAAAGCUGGAACGCUCACCUCUGUCUUCCGUGAGCACAAUUCGUACCUUGUAAUGGGCGGUUUGCACGACCGCGUCUUUUGGUUUCACUUUUUCAACAUUGGACAGCGAGUCUACAGCCCGAAUAUCCCCCGCUACACGAAGGACGACCAGACGAGGAGGUUGAAAGAGCAUGAAAACGACCCCAUCAUGCCAGGCCUCACUUUUGGCGAUCUUGUCAGAAACAGGGUCACGUCGAACAUGACGGCCCUGCCGGAAUACGCCUAUGAGAAGUGGAGUUAUGGUCGAAUCAUCACCAUCGGCGAUGCUGCGCAUAAAUUCGAACCGAUUACUGGCCAUGGGGGCAAUUCUGCCAUCGAGACUGCGGCUGUCCUCGUCAACAGCUUGGUCAUGGAACUCAAGUUGUCGUCGUGUGGCACUCUCACUGCUUCGCAGGUUAAAUCGAUAUUCGACGAGGUCCAACGUAUCCGCCUGGCGAGAGCGAGGAAGCUUAUUGCUCAGUCGCAUGAGCAGCAGCGCACAGAGGCUAUGGAGACACCGUUCAUAAGUUCUUUGCACUGA
This is a messenger RNA of Rasamsonia emersonii CBS 393.64, 681 nucleotides long. RefSeq lists its product as uncharacterized. Bases 1 to 681 code for a protein of 226 amino acids. Gene Ontology annotation, molecular function: FAD binding. The transcript has 2 exons. NCBI's taxonomy places the organism in Eukaryota, Fungi, Ascomycota, Eurotiomycetes, Eurotiales, Trichocomaceae. The record is from RefSeq and is a predicted model, not a curated record.